This is a messenger RNA of Hydractinia symbiolongicarpus, 2459 nucleotides long. RefSeq names its product somatostatin receptor type 2-like. Lineage: Eukaryota; Metazoa; Cnidaria; Hydrozoa; Anthoathecata; Hydractiniidae. Gene Ontology annotation, molecular function: G protein-coupled receptor activity. Bases 927 to 2213 code for a protein of 428 amino acids. The transcript has a single exon. The record is from RefSeq and is a predicted model, not a curated record. Gene Ontology annotation, biological process: G protein-coupled receptor signaling pathway. Gene Ontology annotation, cellular component: membrane.
UUGCUGGUGUCAAAACAUCACGUGUUACUUGCAUUUUGCUAAAAAACCUUGGGCCAAUGUUGUGCACUAGCGCGUGUGAUCAAUAACAAAGGGACGCCGUUUAUCCAAUACAUCCCGUUUAUUGUUUCGUUUGAGAUAUAGUUGAGUUGGUUUGAAUAGGGGUUUGGGUGUUGUGGGAUCGUGCAUUAUUCAAGCUUAGGAAGCUGACGCCAUUUGCAAAGCAUCUAGACAUCUGGGCAUGCUUGUUGGAAUUAGAAGGCAUGGAUACGAGGUGUCUCAAUUUGGCUUGAGCGUGCUUAUUUUUUAUGUAAAAGUGUGUUUGCGUUAACCUCACGUUACUAAAAAAAUUUGAUAUCUAGCCCGCGCGCUAAUUGGAGUUAAAAUAAGUCAUCGAUGUUUUCAUUAGGCGUUAAAAGUUAACUCCAGUUGGCGCAUCUGCUUAACGCGAUUUAACGCCAGUUUUAAACCAAACUUUAGUAGAGUGAAAUAUUUGUUGUUAAGAAUUUAUCCAAUUAAAAAAUCAAACAACCACUUUAUAUUUUCAAUCACCUUCAAUAACUACUAAUUGCGGAAUAAAUUUCAAGUCAUUAAAACAAUGUGACGAUAGAAUAAUUACCUCAAUGAUAAAAAUCUAUCUCCAUGAACAACUACACGAUUUUAUUUAAACAAUAUUCUUAUCAAGAACAACGAAAGGAAAAUAUUAUAAAUAAAGUUAAGCAAUCUUUUUUUAUCGUCGCGCAAUUAUGUUGAAGAGUAAACAAACUGUAAAUAAAGAAAGAUAUACCUUUGUUGAUAUAUCAGAAAUAUGGUAGAAUAAGGAGUGUGAGUAUUUACAUAUUUUUGUGAAAAGAAUAAAACAGCUGAACUAAUUAUUGAAAACGAAAACAUUACCAUUGGUGGAAAUAUUUACAUAUGCAAGUUUCAAGAUGAACUUUCCAAUAUCUUUGAAAACUACGGUAUCCACUAUCAAUAAUACCCAAAGAACACUAUCUGCAGGGCACAUAAACAGCAUGAAUGCUUCUAACACAUAUGAAAAGAUUCUCACCGAAGAUACUGUAAUUAUCUUCUAUGUGUUAUACAUUCUGUUUUUUCUGUUUGGCAUAUCUGGCAAUCUGGUUACUUUGGCCGUCAUCAUUCAAGAAAAGUCCAUGCGAAGGUCGAUUCAUUUCUAUACACUUAACUUAGUGUCGUGUGAUUUGCUUAUAUUAUUGUUCUAUGUGCCAACUCAGUUAGAACUUAUUGUGAAGCAAAUGAACUGGACAAUGGGACUGACAAUGUGCAAAGUAAACUAUUUUAUUUUACCAAUAGCUCUUGUGGGCACCAUAGGUACACUGUUAGCUAUCACAGUAGACCGAGCAAGAGGUCUGUUGCAACCAUUCAAAUGGCGUUCAGAUUCAACAAGAAACGCGAAGAUAUCCAUUCCAAUAAUUUGGAUCGUUUCUUUAAUUUUAAACAUUCCAAUGUUUAUUGUACCUAAAGUGCAAACAAUAGAGGGAAUGGUGUCGUGCACAGAAGAGUGGUCUGGUACUGAUAAUUAUUAUUAUUACGUUUACUGGACCGGUAUGUUUAUUUUGACGUUUUUAGUCCCGCUGAUUAUCAUUUUCUUCAUUCAUAUGAUCAUGGUGCAACGUGUCAGAAAGGAAACUUGUGUAAUUUACAAAACACAUGUAAAGCAAAUGAUGCAUUUAACCAUAGCUGUUGUUGUUGUGUUUACUAUAUGCACUGGGUGUCAACAUUUUUAUUUUAUUCUUUCACUGAAAACAAACUUUGAAGUGUCAACUUCGGCUGUUCUUUUUUGUGCGUCAAAUUUUAUGGUGACCAUGCAGGCUGCAGUCAAUCCGGUAAUUUAUGGAACGCUUCGAAAGGAUUUGAAAAAAGCUUUUAAAUCGAUCCUUUGGAAAAUAACAACAAAACUUGGACUUCCUUCAUCGUGUACCGUGACUUUAGACAAAGCUCCAGAUGAACCAUCAUAUUCUACCCUUACUCCAAUUGGCCAUGAACACCAAAAUAAAGAGACAGAAAACUGUCUAAGAGAGAGUAAUUUUUGUCUUUUUAACCAACACGACAACACGGAACAAAAUUACACUUAUGUACGCAAAUGCUCGUGUGACGUUGUAGAUGAUAUCGUUGACCGACGAAAUUUGUCGUCGCGUAUACACAUUCAAAAUAUCACUUUAAAGGCUCUUCUCGAAAGCAAGGAGACCGACUUGUAACAAUUUACGUAAUAAUGUUUUAUCUUUACCAUUAUUCAUUUCAUUUUACAGUAAAUGUCAAUUUUUUCACUUCUUAAUCCUAAAUUGUUCGUGAAUUAUUGUAUUUAGACCAUUAGCUCAGAAAUUUUAGAAGAAUAUUUACAAAUGUUUUCGUUUAUCGUAUUCAUAUGUUAUGAAAUUCUAAGCACAUGCUCAAUAUCAUUAUUUCAUAUCAAAUUUGUAUUAUUGUUUUGAAAUAAAUUUGAA